GUUUUAUCUCCAUAUCCAAACGUUUCACAUUUUGGUCGUCUGGAGGCGACUGACUUUAUCUAACUCUCCACUAAAGUUAAUUUCUGGAUUUUUUUGUUAACCACACCCCCAUUUCUAAUAAGCUCAUGUCGUCUCGUUCCUCUUGAACCAACAAUUUCAGUUUAAAAUUUUGACAAAAUUCCAGUAAAAAUUGCGUCUGUGAGCUCGCCGCGCUGAGGGCGUUCAGAAUCAAACUUUCAAGCGUUUCUCUUCUUCAGACCUGUGUGAACAUGUGGACCGGGAGAGGCUGGGCUUCGUCGCCUCCACCCUGGUGGGAGGACUCCUGUUCCCCCUGCUGGUGUGGGGGGGCUAUGCCCUGCUCCCCUUCGACCCCCCUGUGCUGCGGAGCGCCCCCCUCAGGGUCAUCUACACGCUGCGCUGUGCCUUCUUCGCCAUGAUUCCCAUCGUCCUCGGCGUGCUGGUGAAGGGCGUGGCCCGGCUGAGGCACUGCGCCCUGAAGCCGCUCUACCUGGACGGUCAGGUGGACAGAGAAGUGAGGGUGCACGGGCACUUCGUCAGCGAGUCGCUGGCCCUCUUCCUCUUCUACUUCCUGCAGCUGGGCGUCCUGGCGACGUACGUCAGCCAGGAUCUGGUGAAGCUGGUGCCACUGCUGACCAUCGUCUUUGUGUUCGGCAGAAUCUAUAACUGGAAUUCCUCCGGUGUUCGGUCCAUGAGAGUUCUGUCAGAACUCCGGAAGCUUCUCCAGCUGUAGAUCAAGUGAUUGAAGAACAGGAAGUCCUCCAGAUUUAACAAAAUAAAACUCUCUCGGUGUGAACAGGGAA
Molecule: messenger RNA, 821 nt
Organism: Oryzias melastigma (Indian medaka)
Lineage: Eukaryota; Metazoa; Chordata; Actinopteri; Beloniformes; Adrianichthyidae
Product: transmembrane protein 79
Exons: 3
Coding region: 434-751 (105 amino acids)
Biological process (GO): regulated exocytosis
Cellular component (GO): trans-Golgi network membrane; lysosomal membrane
Source: RefSeq, a predicted model, not a curated record